AUGAAGCAUGAUUUAUCAUCGUCAUCUGAGCUUGGUUACAGGAGCAGAAAGCACUUAAAGAGGAGUCAGCAAAAUUUGUCGGCAUUUCUUUCCGUGAAAAGGGUCCGAUCCUUCCCCUCUCAGAAAGAGCCUCCAUGUGAAAAAAAGCUGAUUGUUUCGCAAGAAGCUGUAAGCUCUCUUUUUGUUGCAGAGUCUGAAAGUGACACUGAAAGUGAAAGCAAUUAUGCAAUAAGCAACAUAACUGAACAAAAUCCUAGGAGAAAAAAUACAAUUAGUGCGAGAGAGUUUAAUAAAUUGUUGAAGAGUUCUACUUCCAUGGGCACACCAUUUUGUUAUCAUGAUGAACCUUGCGUUCUGCGAACAGUGAAAAAAGAAGGCAGUAAGAAUUUUGGAAAGAAAUUUUGGUGCUGCGGCAGGCAUUCAAGAAACUUGUCCUGGAAUCUCACAGAUCAAAAAGAUGGUCAUGAUCACAAUGACCUUCUGAAACGCCCAUUGGACGAGUACGAAUGUGGCUUUUUUAAAUGGGUCUCCAAGAUGUGA
Messenger RNA from Brettanomyces bruxellensis, 540 nucleotides. RefSeq lists its product as uncharacterized. The transcript has a single exon. Bases 1 to 540 code for a protein of 179 amino acids. Lineage: Eukaryota; Fungi; Ascomycota; Pichiomycetes; Pichiales; Pichiaceae. Gene Ontology annotation, molecular function: zinc ion binding. The record is from RefSeq and is a predicted model, not a curated record.